Didymodactylos carnosus is the source of this 243-nucleotide messenger RNA. Lineage: Eukaryota; Metazoa; Rotifera; Eurotatoria; Philodinida; Philodinidae. The record is from the annotation of a GenBank genome assembly.
AUGUUAGAUGUUUUACCAUCUUAUCAUUCAUGUCAUAUUAGUGAUGAGAUAUUACACAGUAAACGAAUAUACAUAUCAGGUGUUAAUAAAAAACUUGAUGAAAAACAAUUACAUCUGUAUUUUGAACAAUAUGGUAAAGUUUUAAAUUGUACAAUAUUAGAACAUCAGAAUGAAGCACAAUUUAAUUAUACAAAAUUCAGUUACGUGGAUUUUGAUAAUUGUGAUGGAAACCAUCUCUUGUAG